Messenger RNA from Lactuca saligna, 1023 nucleotides. The record is from the annotation of a GenBank genome assembly. NCBI's taxonomy places the organism in Eukaryota, Viridiplantae, Streptophyta, Magnoliopsida, Asterales, Asteraceae.
AUGCAGUCGAAGAUAGCGGAGGUAGGCGACGUAAAGCAAGGAGGCGGUGGAGAAGAGCUGAGAGGGCAGUGGCGAAGGGUGAAGAAGGCGAGGUUUGCUGCAAAAUUCCGUUUUUCAGGUUUCAGAGUGAUCAUGGAUGGUUGGAGAGAUCAAGGUGUUAAUUACAAUCAAGAGGUCACAAGAACAAGGCCAAAUAGCUACAGAAAGCCUCCUCCUCUCGGUGGGAAUCCAAAUUGGCAACAAAGCGUACCUUCAUGGGAGAAAAAGUUUUGCUCUUCAAUUGGCUCAAUUCCAUGGAAAAAACUUGUGGAAACAAAAAGAUUCAUCCAUCUCUAUGACAAUGUAAUCAAAUGGAACGAUUCCGCGGGGAAAGAAGCAUUCCAAUCUGCAAAAAACAAUUUCUACGCAAAUAUACACGGCCUUCCUUGCGACAAUCGGCUACCCGAUCCCGAUAUCUACAUCGACAAUAUCGAUUGGGAUUCCGAAGUUGAUCCGAAUCUGAUUCUAGACCUGGAUUCCGAUUCCGUAGUUCCUGAUUCCGGUUCCAAAGACGAACAAGAACAAGUAGUAAUAUUUGGCUCCAGCUUUCCCCCUUCCUAUCAAAGCUUCUCACCUUACGGAUGGGGGGAUAGCGAUGAUGACAAAAAGAAAUCCCCCAACCCCAAUACAUCUCCGGAAUACAACAUUGAAGGAAACACAAGGGGUGUUGUUGACAAUAAUAAUAGUUGGUGGGGGUGGAGUGAAAAUGUGGACAAAACGAAAGGUGAUCAAGAAGACCAUUGGGGUUGGAAUAUGAAAAUGUAUGAUAAUAACAACUGUUUUUAUGGUGAUGUGAGUAACAAUGGGAACAACAUGUCGAGGUAUAAAACAUCGAGGUUUAUGAAAAAUCAGCCUCGGAGGAGCACCGGAAACGGGAGGCGGCAUGGUGGUUCACAGGCGGCGUAUGGUUGUGCACCGGUGAACCAUGGUGGUGCUCCGGCGGGAGGUGGACAUAGAUGGAGUGUAAAGAAAACGGUUUCUUGA